Molecule: messenger RNA, 2295 nt
Organism: Lagenorhynchus albirostris (white-beaked dolphin)
Lineage: Eukaryota; Metazoa; Chordata; Mammalia; Artiodactyla; Delphinidae
Gene: CHEK2
Product: checkpoint kinase 2
Exons: 15
Coding region: 248-1855 (535 amino acids)
Biological process (GO): protein phosphorylation; mitotic DNA damage checkpoint signaling
Cellular component (GO): cytoplasm; nucleus
Molecular function (GO): protein binding; ATP binding; protein serine/threonine kinase activity
Source: RefSeq, a predicted model, not a curated record
AGCGCCACUCCGCUGGCUACGGCUGCUCAGAGUGUGCGGUGCUAGGUGGGCUCGCGUUUUCAGGGCAGAGAAGUCUUGCUCAAGAAGCUGCAGGAGGACACAGCUCGGCUGAGGUGGUAUUAGAGCAGCAGGUCCUGAAGUGGCGGACCUAGCUCUGGCAACACCUACCUCCCUGGUGUGCUUACAGGAAAACUCAUCAGGACCUUUGCAUCUGGAAAGCUGUGUAAAUGCAAUAAUCAGUGUGGUGAUGUCUCGGGAGACGGAUGUGGAGUGUCAUCAGCCGCAUGGCAGUGCCUCCCCACAGUCCCAAGGUGGCUUCUCGCAGUCCCACGGUCCCUCCUCACAGCCACACAGCUCCUCUUCACAGUCCCAGGGCACGUCCAGCUCCUCCACCAGCACGGUGCCCACGUCCAGCCAGUCCUCUCACUCCAGCUCGGGUACGCUGAGCUCCUUAGACACAGUGUCCACGCAGGAACUCUAUUCUAUUCCCGAGGACCAAGAACCCGAGGAGCCUGUCCCUGCCCCUUGGGCUCGAUUAUGGGCCCUUCAGGAUGGAUUCUCUAAUCUCGAGUGUGUUAACGACAGCUACUGGUUUGGGAGAGAUAGAAACUGUGAAUACUGCUUUGAUGAACCCCUGCUGAAAAGAACCGAUAAAUACCGGACUUACAGCAAGAAGCACUUUCGGAUCUUCAGAGAAAUGGGUCCUAAAAACUCUUACAUCGCCUACAUAGAAGAUCACAGUGGGAAUGGAACCUUUGUAAAUAAAGAUCUUGUAGGGAAAGGAAGACGCCUUCCUUUGAAUAACAAUUCUGAAAUUGCACUUUCAGUAUGGAAUAAUAAAGUUUUUGUAUUUUUUGAUCUGACUGUAGAUGAUCAGUCAGUUUAUCCCAAGGAAUUAAGAGACGAAUACAUCAUGUCCAAAACUCUUGGAAGUGGCGCCUGUGGUGAGGUGAAGCUAGCUUUCGAGAGGAAGACGUGUAAGAAAGUAGCCAUAAAGAUCAUCAGCAAAAGGAAGUUUGCUAUUGGCUCCGAGAGAGAGGCAGAUCCAGCACUCAAUGUUGAAACAGAAAUAGAAAUUUUGAAAAAACUAAAUCAUCCUUGUAUCAUCAAGAUUAAAGACUUUUUUGAUGCCGAAGAUUAUUAUAUUGUUUUGGAAUUGAUGGAAGGCGGAGAGCUGUUUGAUAGGGUGGUCGGAAAUAAGCGCCUGAAAGAAGCUACAUGCAAACUCUAUUUUUACCAGAUGCUCCUGGCUGUGCAGUACCUUCACGAAAAUGGCAUUAUACAUCGGGACUUAAAGCCAGAGAAUGUUCUACUCUCAUCUCAAAAAGAGGACUGCCUUAUAAAGAUUACUGAUUUUGGGCAGUCCAAGAUUUUGGGGGAGACCUCUCUGAUGAGAACCUUAUGUGGUACCCCCACUUACCUGGCUCCUGAGGUUCUUAAUUCUUUUGGGACUGCUGGAUAUAACCGUGCUGUGGACUGCUGGAGUUUAGGAGUUAUUCUUUUCAUUUGCCUUAGUGGGUAUCCACCUUUCUCUGAGCAUAAGACUCACGUGUCACUGAAGGAUCAGAUCACCAGUGGAAAAUGCAACUUCAUUCCUGAAGUCUGGUCAGAGGUCUCAGAGAAGGCUCUGGACCUCGUCAAGAAGUUGUUGAUAGUGGAUCCAAAGGCACGUUUUACGACAGAAGAAGCUUUAAGACACCCGUGGCUUCAGGAUGAGGACAUGAAGAGAAAAUUUAAGAAUUUGCUUUUUGAAGAAGAAAAGUCGAUGACUCUGCCCCAGGUUCCCGCCCAGGUAUUCUGGAUCAUGGUCAUUAAAUGUAGGCUAAGUUUGAAGAGUCAAAUGAGUGGAGGAUAAGGAGUUUGAAUAGUCUCUUUAGCAGUGAUUGCUUAACAUUUUUUUGGUAAGGAAUAAUGUAGUAGAUACUUUGUUUCAGCUUGAUCUGCUCUGGCACCUUUAGAAGAUUUAAUAAUGAAGACCAUGUUUAAUGCAUUAGAGAAACACAGCUAGGGGUUAUUCAGGAAGUCUCCUGUAAGGCAAGAUUGGAAGACUUAUUAGAGGCUCAGAUUUAAAUUUGCUGAAAAAUUUAAAAUUUGGGGGAGUGGUUGAUGAUUUCUGAUUAUAAUCUUAUUCCUCUAAAGUUCUUUGUAGGUAUCAGUUAAUAUCUGUUCAUUCCUGUCCUGCCUUCUUUCGGUAACACUCCUCUUCCUACUGCUCCCUUGCAAUUUUAUAAAUGGGGAAACAAAGACACAAAAAAGAUUGUCUUCCCACAAAAGAGCAAGACUUGAGGCUCCCUG